Paramecium sonneborni is the source of this 4425-nucleotide messenger RNA. The record is from the annotation of a GenBank genome assembly. Lineage: Eukaryota; Ciliophora; Oligohymenophorea; Peniculida; Parameciidae.
AUGUCGUAACUUCUAAUGGUGUGGUUAAAUGAUGAAGUUUAAUUGAGUAGAAAGGUAACAUCAUUUGAAAAAGAUUUUAAUAAUGGAUAUCUAUUUGGUGAGUUACUAAGCAAGUUCAAUUAACAACUUAAUUUUGAAGAAUUCUCUAAUAAGUAUUUCAUUUUCUUAUAAAUUAGAGAUGUUAGAGAAUCCAAAAUGAAGAAUUUCACUUUACUUGAACCAACAUUUAAAACUUUGCAUAUUCCAUUCAAUUUUUAAAUUGCUGAUCAAGUUAUUAAAGGAAAAAAGGGUGUUGCUAUGUAAUUGCUUUAUCAAUUACAAAUGGUAUAUAGUUUAAUUAUAAUCUUAGUAAUUGCAAAAAGUAAAUGAUCCUCAUGAUGUUAUGAUGCAUGCUAAAACUGGUAAAUAUAAUGUUAUAUAACCACUAAUGGUUAUCAGAUAACCAAAAGAAUAAUUUGAUAAAAUGGAAUAAGAGUUUUUUGUAUCUAAGCUUAAUGAGAAAAAUAAAGCAUAGAAGGAUGUGAACUUAGAGAAACAUCUUGGAAAAUUUACAUCAUUUGCAAUUUAAUAAGCAGAAAAAGAAAGAAGAUUGAAAAUAAAAGAAGAAACUGAAGAAAGAAAUUUAAAAGAGGAAAUGCGUAAAAUAUAAUUGAAUAAGUUAUAAAGAAAUAUGGCAUUUAUGGAAGAUUGGAAUUAAAAAGGAAUAGAAAAUUGGAAAAAGAAUUAAUAAAUUCGACAUAAAAAUAAAGUAGCAGAUGAAAAAUUCAAAUCUACAAUGCAAAAAAUAACAGAGGAUAGAUUGAUUUAAACAUAAUAGGUAAUGAGAAGUGAAAUGGAAGAUUAAAUUGAAUAAUUUGAAAAUAAAACAACUUAAGAACCAGUAUCUUUAGGUUUAAGAAAUAAAAUGAUGAGUGAAUUUUUAAGAAAAGAAAGAGAUAAAAGAAGAAGAAAAAUGAUAGUUGAUUAAGAAAAAUAGACAGAUGAAUUAUAAAGAAGAGAAUUUACAGUUUUAGAGAAAUUAAAAUAAUAAAGUAAAUAAGAGAAAGAAAUAAUGUAUGAAAUAUGGAGAGCUUAUUAAUGCAAAGAAGUUAUAUUUGAAAAUAGAUAAUUAAGAGAUGAAAAUUAUAGAAAUAAAUAAGAAUUAAAUGUAAUUAAUUAGAAAUUUAAAGAAGAAGAAAUGUUAAGAGCUUUAUAAUCUGAAUUUAAUUAAGAAAUUGAAUUAUAAUAGAAAAGAUAAUUAGAAAUUAAUGUUGAGUAUAAAUUAUAAAUUAGAUAAUCAAAUUAUGAAAAAUGUAAAAAAUUAGUAGAGAUACUUUUUGAAAUUGAAGAAUAAUUAUAUGAACAUUUAUAAAAUAAUGAUACAAAUGAAUUUAAUAAAUAAUUUACAAGAGAAAAUCAUCAUUUAUUUAAAUAAGGUAUGGAAUUAAUACCUUAUAAACGAUUCAGAACAUAUGAUCCAAUAAAAGAGAUGAAAAAGUAAGAAAGUCUAAAUUAUAAAUAAAAGAUGUUUCUUGCAAAAAUGGAAAUGUAAGAUUAUUUAGAAGGAACAGGAGCUUGGGAUGUCUAUUAAGCAUAAAAUAAUUAUACAUUAGGAAAUUUAGUUAGAUAUUUGAUAGAAUGUUAAUUUUAGGAUAAAACAAUUGAAAUACCAUAAACUGAUAUACCUUAUGUACCUUUUAGAGGAAGUUUAAUAGGUUUUUCUUUUAGUGGUAAGAAAACAAUAAGUGAAUUGUUAUCUAAAAAAUAUGGAAUUUAAAUAUUAUCUAUAGAUGUAAUAAUAAAUGAAUUAUUGGAAUAUAUAAAGAAAUAUGAAUAAGGAGAAGAACAUUCAUAGAUUUGGGAUUAAUAAUAAAUUGAAUUAGGAUAAUAAAUAUUGGAAUAUUUAUGUUAAGGAUAAGAUAUACCAGAAGAAUUGUAUAUAAAAGCAAUAGUUUAGAAGAUAAAAAGAUUAUUUGAUAAAUAGGAAUUUGAAUAGAUAUAUGAUGAAUAUAAAUCUAAAUAUUAAUCAUUUAAUCCUAGAUAGAGUAGAACAAUUGAUGAAUUUAAUGAUGAUGGAAUUAAUUGGGAAGAUUUUCAUAGAAAUAAUAUGAUUAAUAAUAAACCAUAUUGUAAAGGUUGGCUUUUAGUAGGAUUUCCCCAUAAUUAUGAAUAAGCAAAGUUAUUAGAGAAAUAUUUAACUGGAAUAGAACCUUAAGAUGAACUUACACCAUUAUAAGCAAGAUUAUAAGAAGCAGCAAGAGUUGUUAAACCUAUAGAUUAUUAAAUUAUUCCGAGAAAAAAAUAAGAAAGUGGAUUAGGAGUUUGUGUAUAUUUAGAGAUGCCAUCAAAUGAAUAAUGCUUAAGAAGAGCAAUAGGUAGAAGAUAUGAUAAUCAUAAUCAUUCAUUAUAUCAUUUAGAUUCUAAUACUCCUCCAGUUGAUAAUGCUCCAUUAAUUGAAAGAAUUAAACCAUUAUAUGAAGUUGACAAUUUAUAAUAACUUAUUUCAGAUAAAAAUGCUUAUUUUAUGACUUAAAUUUAAGGAGUUUAAAAUUGGUAUAAUAAUUUUGAAUCUGCUGAUAAUUCUAAUACAUUAAGUGCAUUUAUUAAUGUAGAUGCAUCUAAUAAUUAUGAGAGAGUAUUUUAUGAUGUUGAUAAAAUAUUUUAAAACUUUCUUUAAAUUUAAGUUAAUAAAAUAUAAUAGAAGUAUGAUAAACAAUAAAAUCAUAUUUUAGAAUAAGAAGAAUUAAUCAAAUAAUAAUAAGAAUAAGCUGAAUCUGAUAAAAGAUGUUAAUUUAAAUAGGUUUAAUUAGAAACUUUACCAUAGAAAUAACCAAGCUAAUAAUUUAUUUAAUAUUUACAUUCACUUUGGAAUCAAAUUGAAACUAAAUAUUUCUCAAUCCAAAAUAUUUUUAAAGGAUUCAGAGAAUAAAGAGAAUUCCUUACAAAUUAUUUAAUGGAUAUCUAAAGAAAAUUUAUAGAUCUUAUUAAUACUCCAGAUGAAAAGUUUUAUCAUGUAAGAAACUUUUAGGAAUAAUACAAUUCAUUUGUUUAAGAAAAUCCAGAUUUAUGUGAAGAAGAUGUAUGCAAAGAAGAAUUACAUUAAAGAGUAGAUGAUUUAUAUGAUCAAUUAAUAGAUAUAAUUGAUUAAAAGAGAGAUGAUUUAUAAAUAGAAAAAUAGUAAAUUUCUAAUUCAUAAUUCAUUGAAAAUGAAAUUGAUCUAUUUUUAUUAUAAGUUAGAUAAUUAUUAGCAAUAGAAUUAGAUAGAGCAUAAAAUUCAAUAUAAUUACUUAAUGAUUAUUAUGGAACAUUAGAAGCUAUAGAAUUAUAGGAUAUAUAACCUAGUGUUGGAGAAUUAUAAUUAUAAGAUGGAGAUGAUCCUAAUGCAAGAUUAGAAAAAUUGAUUGCUGAUUCAUUGAGAAUAUUUGCAGGAGAGGAAGAAAUAAUAGAAGAUAAAACAAAAAAGGGAGGUAAAUAACCAGCAAAAAAAGAUGAAAAGAAAGGAAAAAAAGGGAAAGAAGAAGAAAUUGUAAAAAAGGAACUUUAAAAUCCUGAUGCUAUAAAUGCAAUAAAUUUAGAAAAAUAAAUAUUUAAAGAUAGAGUAGAUGCUAUAAAAAGAUAUGCAUAAUAGUAAAUUAGAACAUACAGAUAAGCUGCAGAUCAAUUGUAUCUUAAAUUAGAUGAAUGGAUAUACUAUACUCAUUAAACAGAAAUAAAAGCAUUAGAUGCAAUAUCUAAUUUAUUUAGAGGUUAUAUUGAAAGAGUUGAAAGAAUUUAAAAGGAACUUUAAUUAUAGUUUGUUGAUGUAAUAAUUAGUCAUGAAGUUCUAAACUUUUUAACUCCAAUUCCUCCACCUUUGUCAGCAAGAGAACCCUUAUCAAAAGAAAGAUAUUCUAUUUCAUAACUCUACUAUCUUAUUGAAGAUCUUAGAGCAAUAACAAGCACACAUUUACUAAUUGAUAUUAAAUAAUUAGCAUUACUUUUAGCAAGGUCUUCUUAUGGAGUCUUAAAAUACUCACCAUCAUAAUGGAUGCAAGCAUUAUAAAUUCUUAAUUAAAAUGGGUAUUAAUUGAUAUCUAAAUUUUAGUUACGUUAAUGUAAGAUAAAUUUGUACAUACUUGAUUCUUCUUUCAUCUCCUACUCCAAGAGAAGACGAGUUACAAUAAUAUUCUAGUAAACUUGGUUAACCUUUAAUAAACAAGGACACUUUUGUUAAUACUCCAGCAUGGUUUGAUGAUUAUGAAAGAAUUCCAGAAGAAGAAAGUUAAUAUUAUAUCAAAUAUUUUAGAUACUAAUUACUUUGAUCGUGUUAUUUACAUUAAGGAAUUAUUGUUCUUUGUUCAUAAAGAUGAAAAUGAUAUGUUAGCUACCAAAUAAUAUAUUGAUAUCCUUAAUGUUGAAGGGGACAGAUUUGUAGAUUAUUUAUUGCAAAAUAUGCAGCAUUAAUGA